Molecule: messenger RNA, 1062 nt
Organism: Nanorana parkeri
Lineage: Eukaryota; Metazoa; Chordata; Amphibia; Anura; Dicroglossidae
Product: basic salivary proline-rich protein 4-like
Exons: 1
Coding region: 1-1062 (353 amino acids)
Source: RefSeq, a predicted model, not a curated record
AUGAAGAGGAAAUACAGAAAGAUUUCCCGGCAUCGUCCGCAUACACUCACUGCUGCCUUGCCAUAUCCAUACAAUGGUCCAAUGAAGCAGAAGAGCAGAGAGGACACCCACCGGGUCACCCCAGAGCAGAGAGGACACCCACCGGGUCACCCCAGAGCAGAGAGGACACCCACCGGGUCACCCCAGAGCAGAGAGGACACCCACCGGGUCACCCCAGAGCAGAGGACACCCACCGGGUCACCCCAGAGCAGAGAGGACACCCACCGGGUCACCCCAGAGCAGAGAGGACACCCACCGGGUCACCCCAGAGCAGAGGACACCCACCGGGUCACCCCAGAGCAGAGAGGACACCCACCGGGUCACCCCAGAGCAGAGAGGACACCCACCGGGUCACCCCAGAGCAGAGGACACCCACCGGGUCACCCCAGAGCAGAGAGGACACCCACCGGGUCACCCCAGAGCAGAGAGGACACCCACCGGGUCACCCCAGAGCAGAGGACACCCACCGGGUCACCCCAGAGCAGAGAGGACACCCACCGGGUCACCCCAGAGCAGAGAGGACACCCACCGGGUCACCCCAGAGCAGAGGACACCCACCGGGUCACCCCAGAGCAGAGAGGACACCCACCGGGUCACCCCAGAGCAGAGAGGACACCCACCGGGUCACCCCAGAGCAGAGAGGACACCCACCGGGUCACCCCAGAGCAGAGAGGACACCCACCGGGUCACCCCAGAGCAGAGGACACCCACCGGGUCACCCCAGAGCAGAGAGGACACCCACCGGGUCACCCCAGAGCAGAGAGGACACCCACCGGGUCACCCCAGAGCAGAGAGGACACCCACCGGGUCACCCCAGAGCAGAGAGGACACCCACCGGGUCACCCCAGAGCAGAGGACACCCACCGGGUCACCCCAGAGCAGAGAGGACACCCACCGGGUCUCCCCAGAGCAGAGGACACCUACCGGCUCUCAACGUUCCUUUCCUUCAGCUGCUCCUCGUCCUCGUCUAUCUGCUCCUCCAGCAGUUUAAUCUUUGUGUCUCUCUGUUCCGGAGUCUCCUGA